AUGUUGCAAUCGAACGGUGUGGGUUUUAGCUCACGAAAAAAGCAAGUAUUCUUGAUCUUGAUUCUUGUAGCGAUUCAGGCAUUCUGUUAUCUUCAACAUGCACAUGUAGCAUGUGAGACUUUGAAUGCAGCCGCCAACACUCUGAUCCAGUUCUAUGUCUCUCCAACAGCUGGACAUGACGAUCUCCAUUCAGGACAGUCUCUCAAUUCUCCAUUUGCAACUCUUUCGAAAGCUGCCUCUGUCAUUACCAACAUGAAGAACUCGAUGAAUUUCACCACACCACCCACUUCAUUUGUGGUGAAUCUCAUGAAAGGAACCCAUUUUCUUAACUCUUCGGUAAUCCUACCCAAGACGAAAUUGGAUAAUUUCUCAACAAAUGUUGAGGUUAGUACCACAUGGAGAGCUCUUCCUGGCUCUCUACCAGGAGAGGUGAAAAUUAGAGGUGGUAUCUAUUUACCACCAAAUGUAUGGAAGGCUGUAACUCAAGGGAACAAUCCAUUUGCCUUUCAAAUGCUUCCAGAAAAUGCAAAAGGAAAUGUUCUGCAAAGCAAUUUAACGGAAGUUGGAUUUAAGUCGUCUCAACUGUUUCCAUUUCAUCAAGCAGGAUUUGUCUAUGGUUAUGCAGAUAGUGGAAAUGAGCUCUUUUAUCGAGGUCAACCUCAGACUGUAGCACGUUAUCCCAACAAGUUGACAACAGAAGAUCUUGUGUCCACCCAAAACACAAAUCUUGUGGUAGAUGUCUUUAUGAAAGUUAAUUCCACUUUUGGUAAAUACACCACUUUCAAUAGCUCCGAAUGUGAGAAUAGAGACAAAUGGCCACACGAAAAACAUCCUUUUGCUUUUGGGUACUGGGCCGUCGAUUGGGCAGAUGGAACAGAAGAUUUGUCAUCAAUUACAAGUGACGGUAGGAUCACGUUCAAGCAAAAACGAGAUCGAUACGGUGUUAAGGAAGAUCAGCGCUUUUAUUUGGUCAACUUUUUAAGCGAGAUUGACAUGCCAGGAGAAUACAUCAUUCAAGACGGCGUUGUUUAUUUCUGGCCUCCUGCGUCUGGAAUUACUACACAUGAGGAUGUCAUGAUUUCUGUUGCUGCUGAUUUGUUUGUUGUUUAUUCUAAUCACCAACAUUUCGAACAGCUGGACAUGGGUUUCACACGUGGAAAUGCCAUUCGUUCUCUUAACACCUCCUUUAUCACAGUUAGAAAUUGCCUUGUUCAAAACACAGGUAAUUCCGGAUUAACCUUGACCGACUGUUCAAAUUGUCUUGUGAAAAGUAAUCUUAUUUUCAACAAUGGAAUGGGAGGAGUCCAAAUCAGUGGUGGCGAUCGAAUCACUCUCACCCCUAGCAACUCAUGGGUGUUGAACAACACAAUUCAUUCCUAUUCUAGGAUUGGUAAAACUUAUCGACCUGGAGUGGGGGUGAAUGGUGUGGCUGUCACUGUUUCUCACAAUGAAAUUUUCAAUGCAGAUCACAAUGCCAUUCUAUGGGGCGGAAAUAAUCAUGAAUUCUCUUUCAACAAGAUUUAUGAUGUGUGUAAAACUACUGCAGAUGCAGGUGCUAUCUAUUCAGGACGAGACUGGUCCAUGAGAGGUAAUCAUAUCAAGUAUAACUUUAUUUAUCGAGUUCGUGGUUAUGGACAGUCGUAUGGAGCUACCUGUAUCUAUUUGGAUGACAUGUUUUCUUCAGCCAAAGUAUAUGGAAAUAUUCUUGCUUAUUGCAACCGUGGAGUUCUGCUGGGUGGAGGACGAAACAAUUGGAUUACCAAUAAUAUUUUUGUGAACAAUUCUCAAAGUAUUUUGGCAGAUGAUAGAGGAUUGUCAUGGUCUGGCACUGGGGAGCAUGUUAAAAACCUUCUCAAAGUUCCUUUUAAUGAAUCUGCCAUUUGGAUUGAGUCGUAUCCAGAAUUGGUAAACAUUUUGCAAGAGAACCCAGGUGCGCCAGUAGGUAACGUUAUUCGAUUCAACUUGGCCACUACUGCUCCUAACAGAGAAUAUAUUUAUGCCAACGUUCGAAAAUACUCUGCCCAUUCCAAUAAUACGUACAAUGUGCCUUCCAGCGUUUUUGUAGAUCCAUCCCGAUUGAAUUUCACUCUCGUGCUCGGAAAUGUCUAUGAAAAUUCUGAGAUGUAUAAUUUCACAAGAAUUCCAUUCGAUGAAAUAGGUUUGUUAAAGAGUGAGACACCAUCACCUGUACCCUCUCCUCAAACAUCUUCUUUGAAACCAAGUAAUUCAACAAAACCUAGAGCGACCGUUUCUAAAGGAACUUCCAUGUCUCAUUUGGCAAAAUCAAAUCUGUUGAAUAUCAUCUUGUGGAUGGCAGUUGUUUCUAUCGUCAUAGCACAAUUCCAACGUGAAUAA
Messenger RNA from Naegleria lovaniensis, 2355 nucleotides. RefSeq lists its product as uncharacterized. Bases 1 to 2355 code for a protein of 784 amino acids. The record is from RefSeq and is a predicted model, not a curated record. The transcript has a single exon. Lineage: Eukaryota; Heterolobosea; Eutetramitea; Acrasida; Naegleriidae.